AUGACCUAUAUCGCCGACCACGACGAGGCUCCAGCCUCCUCUUUGUCUGCUGUUGAUUUCAUUGAAGACGCGUUCAGGUCUUUGAACCUGACUCGUGUUGAGGCCCAGAAUGUUGUACGUGUUCUUGUUGAAGUCAUCAAUCGCGCCACCAGCCCGACUCCAACUUCACCUCCUUCCUCUUCCUCCCACUCCACGACCUCAGUCGACUCCGCUGGCGCUCUCUCCGUCACAAGCUGCCCCACCUGCUCUUUUCACGGCAACAGUCUUGUCGGAGGAUCUCCCUGCUCAACAGCGACGUCCACCAUGGCUGUAUCUAUUGCUGCUGCGUCCACCGUCCGCACUCCUGUCGUCGCCCCAGCAGCGGUUCCUAUCACCUCGCCCGUGGCUCCGGCGCUGGCAGCCACUGCUGUAGCCACGGUCGGCGCACCUGCCAUCAUAAACCCUGUCGUUAGUCCAGCACCCAUUGUUAAUGCAGCUGUUGCACCUCCCGUCGCCGCCACUGUCACGGGUACCACACCCUCAGUGGCUGCUCCACUCUAUGCAGCCGUUCCGCCCAACGCACCGUCCAACGCUGUUCUGCCUCCCGCUCACCUUAUUGUGGCUCCACACGGUUAUCACGUUCCUGCUGCAAACACAGACGGCCCCUUCUAUGUCGUCGCCCGCGGACGCAACAUAGGCAUCUUCAGCGGAUGGGAGACCGUCUCUCCUUUGGUUACUGGAGUCAGUCACGCCGUAUACUCGCGUGUAGCCAGUAUCGCUGAGGGACACGCGAGGAUAAAUGCGGCCAACAACGCAGCGUUUGCGGUGUACUUGACUUGA
Messenger RNA from Laccaria bicolor S238N-H82, 819 nucleotides. RefSeq lists its product as uncharacterized. The coding region runs from base 1 to 819 and encodes 272 amino acids. The transcript is spliced from 3 exons. The record is from RefSeq and is a predicted model, not a curated record. Lineage: Eukaryota; Fungi; Basidiomycota; Agaricomycetes; Agaricales; Hydnangiaceae.